AUGAAUUGUUCUUCUCUUCAUUUUUUUGCAGGCAUCAUGAUGUUUAGUUUUCUAUUUCUAGCUCUUUUGGCGACAAAUUCAAUGGCUAUCACGGUGCAGCAAACAUAUAUAGUACACAUGGAUAAAACCAAAAUUGAAGCCUCAGUUCAUUCUCAAGACAGCACAAAACCAUGGUCUGAAUCAAUCAUUGAUUUCAUUUCUCAAGCUUCAAUGGAAGAAGAACAAGAAGAAGAGAUUUUAUCACCUCAGCUUUUAUAUGCCUAUGAAACAAACAUGUUUGGUUUUGCAGCCACACUUUCUGAGAAACAACUUAAACACUUAAGCCAAGUUGAUGGUUUCCUUUCAGCCAUACCUGAUGAACUUUUAACCCUCCACACAACAUACACACCACAUUUUCUUGGCCUAACAAAUGGAAAAGGACUCUUGAGUGCUCCAAAUUUGGCCUCUGAUGUUAUCAUUGGUGUCCUUGAUUCCGGAAUAUGGCCGGAACACAUCAGUUUCAAAGACUCUAGCUUUUCUCCAAUACCUCCUAAAUGGAAAGGUAUUUGUGAAAAUGGCACCAAAUUCUCAUCCUCGAACUGUAACAAGAAACUCAUCGGUGCAAGAUACUAUUUCAGAGGGUACGAAAAAUUCAUCGGAAAAAUCAACGAAACAACUGAUUAUCGUUCCGCUAGAGACUCUCAAGGUCAUGGAACACACACUGCCUCGACUGCAGCCGGUAAUGUGGUUCAAAAAGCAAGCAUUUUUGGACUUGCUAAAGGUUCAGCAAGUGGAAUGAGGUAUACUUCAAGAAUUGCGGCGUAUAAAGUGUGUUGGCUUUCUGGCUGUGCAAAUUCGGACGUAUUAGCAGCAAUGGACCAAGCAGUUUCUGAUGGUGUUGAUGUACUUUCACUCUCUUUAGGAAGUAUUCCAAAACCAUUUUAUAAUGAUAGUAUUGCUAUAGCUUCAUUUGGAGCAACAAAAAACGGCGUUUUUGUUUCUUGCUCCGCAGGCAACUCUGGCCCUUUUGCAUCAACAGUUGGAAACGGCUCGCCAUGGAUCAUGACAGUUGCUGCUAGCUACAUUGACAGAACUUUUCCAACAAAAGUCAAACUCGGAAACUCAAAAACUUUUGAAGGCACAUCUUUGUACCAAGGAAAAAAUCAAACAAACCAACAAUUUCAACUUGUGUAUGGAAAAACAGCAGGUAAAAAGCGAGAAGCAGUGUUUUGCACAAAAAACUCACUUGAUAAAAAACUUGUUUUCCGAAAAAUAGUUGUUUGUGAAAGAGGAAUCAACAGCAGAACAGAAAAAGGAGAAGAAGUUAAAAAAUCAGGUGGAUAUGGAAUGAUACUACUUAACUCGGAAAAUCAAGGUGAAGAGCUUCUUUCUGAUGCUCAUGUUUUACCAGCUACUUCAUUAGGUGCUUCAGCAGGUAAAAUCAUCAGAAGCUACAUUAACACUGUUAAAAAACCAACAGCUUCAAUUUCAUUUCUAGGAACAAGAUACGGUAAUGUUGCGCCAAUUAUGGCAGCAUUUUCAUCUAGAGGACCAAAUAUAAUAGGACAAGAUGUUAUCAAACCAGAUAUAACAGCACCUGGUGUUAACAUCUUAGCUGCAUGGCCAUCAAACACUAGUCCAACUAUGAUCAAAAGUGACAAAAGAAGAGUCCUCUUUAACAUUGUUUCAGGUACAUCAAUGUCUUGUCCUCAUGUUAGCGGCAUAGCCGCGUUGAUUAAAUCUGUUCAUAAAGAUUGGUCACCUGCAAUGAUCAAAUCAUCUCUUAUGACAACAGCUUACACAUUGAACAAUAAAAACCUUCCGAUUUCAGAUCUUGCUUCGAAUAACUCGGCUUCAGCUAACCCUUUUGCAUUUGGUUCAGGACAUGUUAAUCCAGAAAGUGCUUCUGAUCCUGGAUUAGUCUAUGAUAUUAACACUAAUGACUAUUUGAAUUACUUUUGCAGCCUUAACUUUACUUCAUCAGAGAUUACUAUAUUGACAAAAACCAACUUCAAAUGUUCAAAGAAACCACUUUUUCAAGUUGGUGACUUGAAUUAUCCUUCAUUUGCUGUUUUGUUUAGUAGAACAGUACAUAAUGUGACAUACAAAAGAGUUGUUACAAAUGUUGGGAAAUCAAAAAGUGCUUAUUAUGAUGUUAAAGUUGAACAACCUAAUGGAGUUAUUGUUAGUGUUGAACCAAGGAAAUUGAAGUUUGAAAAAUUGGGUCAGAAAUUAAGCUAUAAAGUUACAUUUUUAGCAGUUGGAAAAACAAGAGUUAUUGGUACUUCAUCAUUUGGAUCACUCAUUUGGGUAUCUGGAAAAUAUAAGGUUAGAAGUCCUAUUGCAGUGACAUGGCAAUAGUGAAAAAUCUUCCUAUUCAGAGAAGAAGGAAAUAACUUUAUUUAUUUGAUCUUACAUUAUUGUUGAAAUUUAUGUGCAAAAACUUCAAGUCAGUAGUAUCAUAAGGUUAAUUUAUAAUUUCUUCUUUCUAA
Molecule: messenger RNA, 2471 nt
Organism: Trifolium pratense (red clover)
Lineage: Eukaryota; Viridiplantae; Streptophyta; Magnoliopsida; Fabales; Fabaceae
Product: subtilisin-like protease SBT1.1
Biological process (GO): proteolysis
Molecular function (GO): serine-type endopeptidase activity
Source: RefSeq, a predicted model, not a curated record